AGCUGCUGAAGAUGUGUUCGCCGUUUGGCCACUCCUUCAUGUCUGGCCGCCGUCGUUCCUCCUGUUCAGGUGGCCUCCGUUGCGCUUGGCGGUGCCGCGUUGGGCACCCUCCGGGGACAGUGUCGCGCUCGUCACCGUCCCUGGGUGGGUGGGAAGCCACCGCACUGUUCGUAAGUGCUGCCUAGCCUCGCCGUCGCCCCCGACGUGUCUGCGGCCAUUCACCGAUGCGGCCCCGCCAACGUUGUCGCGACCGCCGUGAAAAGGCACGGAGACCGCACCGGAACGGCGGCCGCUGCAUCGCCACACACAACCACGCACACAGGUGAGGCAAUCCACCGUGGCAAGAAGACAUGCAUGAUCGGAUGCCAACGAACACCGCCACGGUGGUCCACCACCCGCUGACGGACCGCCCUUCAUUGCUCGCCACUGCUGCCCCCUCUUUGCACGCAGGCCGCAAUGCGUUACGGAGCUCGCACGCGCCUCGUACGAACAACGUCGUCUGCUUUCAACGUUCUUUAAGCACCUGCGCUGCCCUGCUGGUUCGGAGCUCGCACCUGUGCGACGCCCGUGCCGAGCGGGAGGCGGAGCUGCUCGUGUUGUCCCUCCCCGAAGUCAACGCACACCCUGCGGCUCGGGUGGGUUUCGCGUCGCGGAGCAGCUCGGUGGCUGACGCGGAAGUGGGUGCAAGGCCGCUGCCGGCGUCGGUGGUCUAG
Messenger RNA from Leptomonas pyrrhocoris, 713 nucleotides. RefSeq lists its product as hypothetical. NCBI's taxonomy places the organism in Eukaryota, Euglenozoa, Kinetoplastea, Trypanosomatida, Trypanosomatidae. The coding region runs from base 351 to 713 and encodes 120 amino acids. The transcript has a single exon. The record is from RefSeq and is a predicted model, not a curated record.